CUCCUCCCCUCAUAUACAACCCGUCCCAAGACUCAGUGAUGGCCUCCGAGUAAAGGAAAGAGAGAAAUGGCUUCCAAUCUCGUCACCACCACCCCAUAAAAGAAACCCUCGACAACCCCAACCAUGUCUUCCCGUUUUGCCCCUCCUUUUCAUCUCUAUUUACCUGUUUUGUGCAACUACCUCUCUCCUAGAAGUUCCUUGGUCGGAGCUAACCACACCUCUGCUCGUUUCUGCUCUCGCUAAUCUCCGCCUCUCUCUCUGUAUCUCUUUCAAUCUCUCUCUCGUCUGUACAGUAGGUAUUUUUUUAAAAGAGGGUGCAAGAUAACAAACAUGGAGCCUACUGCAGGGAAGCCUGGCUGUUUGAAGAAUGUUCUGGUACGGUUGCUUUUGUUCGGCGUUUUCAUCAUCGUCGUCCGAUUCGCCUACGUUGUUACUAUUGCCGGCGAGUCGUGCAACGUCGGCGACUUCUGUUUCUUCUCGUUGCCGGAGACUUUCAACUUCGUUAUUGCCGGCGCCGGCACCGGAGCCUCGGCCAUUGCUGCGACCGACGCCGUGAAGGCGACCAACGGCGGGGAUCUCUACACCAGCAAGGACUGGAUCAAGGCCGUCCAUUACUACUCCUCGGUGUUCCAGGAUCUGAUCACCGAGGGCCGCCUCUCGCCGGGAUCGAAGGCCCUGUGCGUGGAGACUUCGACGGGACAGGACGUCUACGCCCUGAGGCAGAUUGGCGUCAGGGACUCUAUCGGAAUUUUCAAGAAAGCCUCGCGGCCUUUGGUAAUCAAGGCCCUCCCGAACAAAGUCCCUUUCGGCGACAACACCCUCGACUUCGUUUUCUCCGGCGGGGCCCGCCUCGACAAGGCCUCCCGGCCGUCGGAUCUUGCGUCGGAGAUCGAAAGGACGCUGAAACCCGAAGGGUUUCUGGUGGUCCACAUCGGCGCUAAAGACACGUACAGCUUUAAUUCCUUUCUCGAACUGUUCAAUUCCUGCGAGUUAAUCAAAUCACGCGACAUCGACGGCUUGGAUUCGUCGACGCCUCAAAUACGCGAAGUUGUUCUGCGAAAAAGGGUCGAAACCGAUAAUCUUGGCCGCGGCUUUGAGAAGCCCGAACCGGAUGGCAAUUCGGAGAACAAGUGCUUGGUUCCGGGGCACAAGCGAGAGCUGGUCAGGAAAGCGGAGCCUUUGAUCACGGAGGAGCCGUUGAAGCCAUGGAUCACGUUGAAGAGGAAUAUAAAGAAGAUAAUGUAUUUACCAUCAAUGGCCGAUAUAAGCUUUAAGAAUAGGUAUGUGUACAUUGAUGUUGGGGCUAGGAGUUAUGGGUCUAGUAUAGGAAGUUGGUUCAGGAAGCAAUACCCAAAGCAAAACAGAACCUUCGAAGUGUAUGCGAUUGAGGCCGAUAAGGCUUUUCACGAGGAGUAUAGGAUGAAGAAAAAGGUUAGCCUGUUGCCUUACGCGGCGUGGGUGAGGAAUGAGACAUUGUUGUUUGAGGUUAAUCACGAUCCAGGCAAGAGCGAUGUCGAUGAUAAAGGUCGCGGAAUGGGGAGGAUUCGACAUUUAAGCGGCGGCGGCGGCGGCGGCGGUAAUGGCAGUGAGGUGAAUGAGAUUGUGGGCUUUGAUUUUGCAGAGUGGUUGAAGAACACGGUGUCGGAGAAGGACUUUGUGGUGAUGAAGAUGGAUGUGGAAGGGACCGAGUUCGAUUUGAUUCCGAGGUUGUUUGAGACCGGAGCAAUUUGUUUGAUCGAUGAGAUAUUUCUAGAGUGUCAUUAUAAUAGGUGGCAGAGAUGUUGCCCUGGUGAGAGGAGUCCCAAGUAUGAAAAAACCUAUGGCCAAUGCUUGGAGCUUUUCUCUUCUUUGAGGCAAAGUGGGAUUCUUGUUCAUCAGUGGUGGUAACAGCGACUACACACAUUCUCUUGUCACAUCUUUUUUCUUUGUUUUUUACACCUGAAAUGUUGUAGUUUUCUUGUUUUUGAGAUUUUUAUGUUAAGGAUUGUAGCUGAAAAUGAAAUUUUAUUUGUUCAUUGUUCUUCAAUUAUUUAAAGGUGCUUAUAAAGGUGAACACAAUUUGAAA
Alnus glutinosa is the source of this 2065-nucleotide messenger RNA. RefSeq lists its product as uncharacterized. The coding region runs from base 331 to 1887 and encodes 518 amino acids. The transcript has a single exon. Gene Ontology annotation, molecular function: S-adenosylmethionine-dependent methyltransferase activity. The record is from RefSeq and is a predicted model, not a curated record. Lineage: Eukaryota; Viridiplantae; Streptophyta; Magnoliopsida; Fagales; Betulaceae.